CCCCAAACUUUUCAACAACCAUCAUUAUUGUUGAGUUAUUAUUAGAAAAAAUAAAUAAGAAAAUUUCCAUUGUAUAACAUGAGCUGGUGGUGGUCUGGAGCUAUUGGUGCUGCCAAGAAAAAAAUUGAUGAAGAUGAAAAUUUUCAAAGUGUCGCUCUAAUCAUCGGAGUCACUGGCAUCGUCGGUAAUAGUCUCGCCGAGAUCCUCCCUUGUGCCGAUACUCCUGGCGGUCCUUGGAAGGUCUACGGCGUUGCACGCCGCCCUAGACCACCGUGGAAUGUCAACGAUCCGAUUGAGUAUAUCCAAUGUGACAUAUCGGAUCGAGAAGAAACCCAAUCUAGACUCACUCUUCUCACUGAUAUCACUCACGUUUUCUAUGUUACUUGGGCGAAUCGGCCAACAGAGGUUGAAAACUGUGAAAUCAAUGGAAAAAUGUUACAAAAUGUGCUCGAUGCGAUUAUCCCCAAUUGCCCCAAUUUGUGUCAUAUCUGUUUGCAAACGGGUCUAAAACACUAUCAUGGUUCAUUUGAAUUGUUUGGAAAAAUAGCACAUGAUACCCCAUAUCACGAGGGUUUGCCCCGUUUACCCGUACCCAAUUUCUAUUACACCCUGGAGGAUAUCUUGUUCGAGGAGGUGAAGAAAAAAGAAGGAUUAACAUGGUCAAUUCAUAGACCUGGGUUGAUUUUUGGAUUUUCACCGUAUAGUAUGAUGAACAUUAUUGGAACUCUUUGUGUUUAUGCAGCUAUAUGUAAACACGAGGGGUUGCCGUUGAGAUUUCCAGGCUCUAAAUGUGGGUGGGAUGGUUAUUCGAUUUGUUCAGAUGCAGAUUUAAUUGCGGAGCAGCAUAUAUGGGCAUCAGUGGAUCCAAACGCGAAGAAUGAGGCGUUUAAUAUAAGCAAUGGGGAUGUGUUCCACUGGAAGCAUUUGUGGAAAGUUUUAGGUGAGGAGUUUGAAGUGGAAAUUGAAGAAUUUGAUGAAAAUAAGAGAUGGAGACUUGAGGAGAUGAUGAAGGAUAAAGGAAAAAUUUGGGAUGAGAUUGUGGAGGAGAAUGGAUUGGUAAAAAGUAAAUUGGAGGAGAUUGGAGGUUGGUGGUUUGUUGAUCUUGUUCUCAAUGAAGAGUGUCCAUUGGAUACUAUGAAUAAGAGCAAGGAACAUGGUUUUUUGGGUUUUAGAAACUCCAAAAAUGCCUUCAUUUCAUGGAUUUAUAAGAUCAAAGCUUCCAAAAUUGUUCCUUAGUAAGUCACAUCCCUCAUGUUGGUUUCACUAUGGUCAUCCAAUCUUGUUUGGAUGGUUAUUAGUACUAUAUUGUUUGUUUAAAUAUUAUGUUUAGUUUGAUUGUUACUUAAAUACAGUUAUACAAUCGUGAACAAACGUUUUAUAACCAAGUUUAAGUGUUUCGA
Messenger RNA from Solanum pennellii, 1400 nucleotides. RefSeq names its product 3-oxo-Delta(4,5)-steroid 5-beta-reductase-like. The record is from RefSeq and is a predicted model, not a curated record. The transcript has 2 exons. The coding region runs from base 79 to 1236 and encodes 385 amino acids. NCBI's taxonomy places the organism in Eukaryota, Viridiplantae, Streptophyta, Magnoliopsida, Solanales, Solanaceae.